UGUUUGUACUGUGGGAGGAAGUGGAGACGCGUCGUCCAUCUAUGAGACAGAGAUCCAUUAAGGAACGCCCACCCAUCAUCGGGCAACAUAACGUCAUUGGGCCUUAUCCAGGAAGUAGAAAACAUCAACAAUCCUUCCAGGUUCCAGGCUAGGGCGAAGUGUCAGUGUAGCCUAGCAGCGAGGUAGCUAAGGUUGAUUUUCUCGGGUAUUUCGCAGAUUUGUUUUAUUUUCUUUUGUAAUUAGUUUGUUGUAGCAUCCCAGAUAUGUCGUUGCUCGGUAAGCUAUUUGGAGGAGGAGGAAAAGGAGCAAAGGGACCCAGCCCACAGGAGGCGAUCCAGAAACUCCGAGAGACGGAGGAGAUGCUAACGAAGAAACAGGAAUUUCUAGAGAAAAAGAUCGAACAGGAACUGCAAAUUGCCAAGAAGAACGGCACGAAAAACAAAAGAGCGGCUCUGCAGGCCUUGAAAAGAAAGAAACGGUAUGAGAAGCAGCUCGCUCAGAUUGACGGCACGCUGUCGACCAUUGAGUUCCAGAGAGAGGCUCUGGAGAAUGCCAACACCAACACUGAAGUGCUCAAGAACAUGGGCUUCGCUGCCAAGGCCAUGAAGUCUGCCCAUGAAAACAUGGACAUUGACAAGGUGGACGACCUGAUGCAGGACAUUACAGAGCAGCAGGAGCUGGCCCAGGAAAUCUCUGACGCCAUCUCUAAACCUGUCGGCUUUGGAGAGGAGUUUGAUGAGGAUGAGUUGCUGGCAGAGCUGGAUGAGCUGGAACAGGAGGAGCUGGACAAAAACCUGCUGGAGAUCGGGGGAUCAGAGAACGUCCCCCUCCCCAACGUGCCUUCUACUUCAUUGCCUUCCAGACCUGCCAAGAAAGAGGAGGACGAGGACGACAUGGAGGACCUGCAGCGCUGGGCGAUGGAAGCCAUGUAAAUGUGGCAUCUGCCACAUGAUAUCUGCAUCAGAGAGAAAAGAGGAAGAAACAAGGGGGAAUGAAUGGACUGAUAGGAUGUUGUGUAUGAGUAUUUUUGUGUGUCUGAGGAGAACUGACCAUCUACUUUAUGUAACACUACAAAAAAAGCAAAAAUGCUGUAGUCUCUCUUUUCCUGUCCCCUUCUUAAAUAUGGAGACCCCUGGGUGCUUAGGGGCUUUUAUAUUGAAGCUCUAUCUACUUUACCAUGGCAAAGUCACCUAAUAUAUUUACCCUUGAAUUUAACACAAUACUAGCCACUUCUUGGUCCUCGUACUGGGCAAGGCUAUUUCAGUGCCCACAGAGUUCAUAUUGAAGUGUAACAUUAUGAGCUCUGUGGGGCGAUAAAAGAGUUGUUGUCAGAUUAGUGUUACAGACUGUGUGGCGUUGUUAACGUCACUGGAUGACAGGGGAAUUUUCAUGGGAGUUUAAUCCUAAAAGAUCUGUUUCCAACUCACAUAUUUACCUGUAUUUGUGGCGUUAAACUUGCUGGAUGUUUUUAUUUUUUCCUUCUUGACAAAAAUAACAAUCCUUUGCUCUCUGUUUUUUGUUAACUGCUCUUGAAAAUAGGAGAACAGCUGAGCAUGAGCUGGGUGAUGAAGCUACGAGCUGUGUGUUUGCCAGAAUCCGUACCUCUUCUUUUGUUUCAGGCUGCGUGCUUUUUCCCUUAACCCCCCCCGGCCUCCUGUCGCCAUUUCAGCGACUUCUUCCUCCCUCAAAGGCGUUCUCACCAGUGGUUCUUGUUAUUUGGUGUAAAUAUCCCAAAUGUGUCUCUUUUUAUAUACUGUAUUUCUGCCGUCACUGAGAGGUUCUGUUGAGGUUGUGUGAAGCAUGCAACAAUGGGAAAUCACAAUACAGAUCACAAUAGAAAGAGAGAUGUUAAACCUAACACUUUCAUCCUGCUCUGUCUGUCUCGGUCCUUCUCAUAAGGGUUUUUGUUUCAAAUUGUAUAAUGUUAAAAAAAAUAAUAAUAAUAAACUAUUGUCACACCUUUAUUAACUGCAUCUUGAAGGAGCUGGUGGUUUAUAAAAGAUUAGAUUAUAGUCAAUCUACAACAUCAGCAUUUUGGAAUUUAAAGAGGUAUUUCCUUUAGUUUUUCAAAGUCAUGAUGUACGUUUUUUACAUAGAAAAAAAAACAACACAAGGAUGGAUGGACAAGCAUGUUUGCAUUUCUAUGUUUUAUUUAUCCAGAUGAGAAUAUUAUUUGCAAAAUCAUUAAAGGUUUUCAAUUCUUUUACUUUA
Siniperca chuatsi (mandarin fish) is the source of this 2211-nucleotide messenger RNA. RefSeq names its product charged multivesicular body protein 4b-like. Gene Ontology annotation, cellular component: cytoplasmic side of plasma membrane; multivesicular body; ESCRT III complex. The transcript has 5 exons. Gene Ontology annotation, biological process: late endosome to vacuole transport via multivesicular body sorting pathway; vesicle budding from membrane. The record is from RefSeq and is a predicted model, not a curated record. NCBI's taxonomy places the organism in Eukaryota, Metazoa, Chordata, Actinopteri, Centrarchiformes, Sinipercidae. Bases 264 to 932 code for a protein of 222 amino acids.